Messenger RNA from Thecamonas trahens ATCC 50062, 1557 nucleotides. RefSeq names its product rhomboid family protein. Lineage: Eukaryota; Apusomonadida; Apusomonadidae. Gene Ontology annotation, cellular component: membrane. The record is from RefSeq and is a predicted model, not a curated record. Gene Ontology annotation, molecular function: serine-type endopeptidase activity. The transcript has a single exon. Gene Ontology annotation, biological process: proteolysis. Bases 1 to 1557 code for a protein of 518 amino acids.
AUGUCUCAUGCGGCCCGCCGUGGCCACCGUGGUGGACAGACGGGCGGCGCAGGCGGGGCCAACCGCGCGGGUCAGGAAGGGGGCUUUGUGGCCUCACACGCCCACCGCCAGUCAUCAUCAGGCAAUCUGUUCUCCCGUGCUCCACUCGGUCCGUCGGGCGCCUCGGGGACGCUUCCUGGGUCUGUGCCGGAUGCUGCCGGCGGGCAUGGAUCGCUUGUCCCGCGUCGCCAGCAAGCAUCACUUGGCGACCACCGCCGUGGACAUGGCCAUCCGCACCCGGCCGGCCGGGCACAUUCAUCCAAACUCGCGGCAUUUCUCGUGCAGCGAGCCGAGACAGAGUCCUCGCAACGGAUGCAAGCGCUCCGUCGGAACGGCUACGCCGGCCGCGAUCCGCGGCGGCUGUGGCUGGGCGCGGCUGCGGUGGUAGUCGAUGUUCUGUCGGGCGACGGCCGCGCCGGAAGCGCGCUGUUCGGCGGCGUGAGCCGAGGAGAUGGCCGCAGCCGGCGGACAGCCCAUCGAUCGCGGCGGCGGGCCGCGCAUGUUGCCGCCAUGCGGAAGCGGCACCACUCUGAGUAUGUGUCGGCGUAUCGGAUGAAAGGCGAGGCCGGGCAUGGGCGGAGUUACCGACGGACUGGGCCGGCGGCAGCGUAUGCGGCGGCGAGUUAUACUGGCGGGGCAGGGGCGGGAGCGCCUGACGACGAUGACCGACAGCACCGGCCGUGGUUUACUAUCAUUGUGUCGACAAUCCAGAUCCUGUUCUUUGCUUACAUCCUGUACAACGUGCUCGAGGCCAAGGGCGAGUCGAUGUCGUCGCUCAAGUCGAACCCGUUCUUCGGCCCGUCAGAGUUGGACCUUGUGGAGCUUGGAGCGAAGGUUCUGUCGAAGAUCAAAGACGGGCAGUACUGGCGACUGGUGACACCGCUGGUGACGCACUCUGGGCUUGUUCACCUCGGGUUCACGAUGCUGCUGCAAGUGCCGACGUCGAUGGUGUUGGAACGGCAGCAUGGGUGGUUCAAGCUCGCGCUCAUCUAUGUCAUUUCGGGUAUCGGCGGCUUUAUGCUCUCUGCCGUCUUCCUCCCGAAUCUUGUGGCGACCGGGCCGUCGGGCGCAGUGUAUGGCCUGCACGGGGUGCUCAUCAUGGACCUGCUGCAGAACUGGUCACAUGUCCGCUCGCCGUGCUCCUACCUGGUCCGGCAGCUGCUCUCACUCGUGUUCUUCCUUGUCCUCGGCCUCUUGCCUGGAGUGGACAACUUUAUGCACAUCGGCGGGUUUGUGUGCGGGGCGCUUGCGGCGCUCGCGCUGCUGGACAACAUGCAUCUCGGGAUGCGCAAGUCGUCGCACAUGGCGAUGUUCGCCGGGUUUGUGCUUGUGGCCUACAUCGGGCUCACGGGGUGGCUCAUGUUCACCAAGGUCGACGAGAACGGAUGGUGCGAGACAUGCCGCGACAUCAACUGUCUCCGCAUCCUCGACUGGUGCGAGCGCAAUCCACUGGAUCCGCCAGCGCCGCCGCCGGCUGUUCCUGCGACGCCGCCGCCGCCACCGGUGGCAGGCACGUGA